Zychaea mexicana is the source of this 741-nucleotide messenger RNA. RefSeq names its product transcriptional regulator TACO1-like protein. The record is from RefSeq and is a predicted model, not a curated record. Lineage: Eukaryota; Fungi; Mucoromycota; Mucoromycetes; Mucorales; Lichtheimiaceae. The coding region runs from base 178 to 741 and encodes 187 amino acids. The transcript is spliced from 6 exons. Gene Ontology annotation, cellular component: mitochondrion.
GGACACAACAAGUGGAGUAAAGUCAAACAUACCAAAGGUGCCAAGGACGCAAAGAAAAGCAAGCUAUUUUCGAAACUAUCCCUAGAAAUAGUGUCUGCUAUCCGAGCCUCUGGAAACUCCGAUCCUGCUCUUAAUGCCAAACUUUCAUCCGUAUUGAACCGUGCCAAGGCAGCUAGUAUGCCCAAGGAUAAUAUUGAAACUGCCAUGAAAAAGGCGGCUUCAAAGGAUAAGGAUACUGUUGAGGACGUGUUAUACGAAUGUUAUGGCCCUGGCGGUAUUGCUAUGAUUAUCGAAGCUGUGACUGACAAGCCAACUCGGACGAUCAAAGAAGUAAAAGAAGUGUUAAAUCGAACAGGCGGCUCUGUAUCGUCCGUCGGUUGGCUCUUUGAUAAAAAGGGCAAGGUCGUGUUUGCUGCUGGAGAAUCUGGACAUUCUUUAGAGCAAAUGAUGGACUCGGCUAUCGAAGCUGGAGCAGAGGAUAUUGAAGAUGAAGAAGAACUCGUCCAGAUAAUAUGCGACUUCUCUCAACUGGCGAAUGUUACUCGAACACUGACUUCACAACAAUAUGAAGUUCAACGAAUGGAAGCAGCAUACGUCCCACAGAGUACAAUGGAUAUAACAGACAAGGAAAUGGUGGAACAAGUAGAACGUUGUUUGGAUGAUAUGGAAAAUUUGGAUGAUGUAGUCAAGAUUCACUGCAAUGUUGUCAUACCCCACGAUCAGGAACAAGAAGACGCAUAA